Folsomia candida is the source of this 1199-nucleotide messenger RNA. RefSeq names its product general transcription factor IIH subunit 3 (gene Tfb4). The transcript is spliced from 7 exons. NCBI's taxonomy places the organism in Eukaryota, Metazoa, Arthropoda, Collembola, Entomobryomorpha, Isotomidae. Gene Ontology annotation, cellular component: transcription factor TFIIH core complex; transcription factor TFIIH holo complex. The coding region runs from base 175 to 1086 and encodes 303 amino acids. Gene Ontology annotation, biological process: nucleotide-excision repair; regulation of DNA-templated transcription. The record is from RefSeq and is a predicted model, not a curated record.
AUUCCUAACUUAGGAAAUACGAUCACACGAUCUUGUUGUUUUUGUUUCGGAAGAAAACUUAUUGUCCUCAACAAAUUGUUGCAUUAUUCUAAUUUCGUAGUUCUGCAGUAAGUAGGAUAUAUUUUCCGCAGUAACUUUAUUAUUUAUCAAUUGUACUUCAUAGAGGUAGGUAAAAUGGAACCAACGGAACAGAAUUUGUUGGUUGUGGUGAUGGACGUAAAUCCGGCUCAAAAAUAUGUGAGGAGUGACAUCAAAUCAUUUUUCCAUGUCGUUGAUUCCGUCCUCACAUUUUGCAACGCACAUCUCAUGCUCCAUGCGGACAAUAAGGUCUGCAUUAUUGCAUCUCACGUCAACCAAAGUCAUUUUCUUUAUCCAUUGGAGAUCAGGCCUGGCCAGCAGAGCAAAGUGACGAGGCAGACAGAUGGCCAGCACGAAGUAUUCUUAGAAUUGGAGCGUUGUGUUCGGAACCAAAUAAAAAGGUUAAUCAUGGACGAAUCGUUUGGAAAAUUUGACUCCUCUGCAGCCGUGAUUGGGGCAAACACUGCGACCUGUUUGGCCAGUUCUUUGAGCAGAGCAUUGUGCUACAUUCAUAGGAAAGACAAAGAAACUCGACCAGGGGAGAAACUAAAUUCUAGAAUUUUGGUGGUCUCUGGCAGCUCAGAAUCAACUGCACAGUAUAUGGCUUUUAUGAAUGUAUUUUUUACUGCACAAAAACAGGGUGUCAUAAUUGAUGCUUGUGUAUUGGGAUCUUAUGCAACGCUUUUAAGUCAAGGGGCGGAUAUCACAGGAGGAAUUAAUUUACGCCCCCCACACAUAUCCGGAUUGCUACAAUACUUAAUGUGGGUGUUCCUUCCUGAUGUAACUUUAAGAAAACAAUUGGCCCUUCCACCACCGGAUCCUGUAGAUUAUAGGGCCGCAUGUUUUUGUCACAGGCAACUAAUAGACCAAGGACACGUUUGCAGCGUUUGCCUAUCAAUAUUCUGCAAAUUCAGUCCAAUUUGUACAACAUGCAAUGCUGUUUUUAAAGCCCCUCCAAUGGUUUUGCCAAAAGCAAAGAAAAAGCGGCCUGCUGCUGGAAACAUAUAAUACUUCAAAACCGUAGACAAUUAAUUAUUUGCUCUUCUUAUCUUUACAAACAUUUUAUACUUUUGAAUAUCAUUAAAAAAUGUGGUUUGUUUGCCAUCAUACUUCAUAUCAUA